Molecule: messenger RNA, 2148 nt
Organism: Rangifer tarandus platyrhynchus (Svalbard reindeer)
Lineage: Eukaryota; Metazoa; Chordata; Mammalia; Artiodactyla; Cervidae
Source: the annotation of a GenBank genome assembly
AUGCCGCAGGAAAGAAGAACCACUCAAAGCCCAAGUCAGGAGAGCGAGUCAGAGCGGGGCUCCUCCACGAUGGAAGUGAGGCUUCUUCUCUUAGGGAAGCGUGGCGCAGGGAAAAGUGCCACAGGAAACAGCAUUCUGGGCAAAGCCGUGUUCGAGUCCAGGUGCAGUGAGCAGCCAUUGACUAAAAGGUGCCAGAGAGAGAAUGGGGUCACGCAGGGGAGGGAGGUUGUGGUCAUCGACACCCCCGACCUUUUCUCCUCAAUAGAUGACAUCGCUUGUGUGGAUAACAAACGAUGCAAUAUUAAGCACUGCUUGGAGCUCUCGGCUCCCAGCCUCCAUGCCCUGCUUCUGGUACUUCCCAUUGGCAACUGUACGGUGGAGGAUGGACAAACAGCUGAGCACAUCCAGAAGGUGUUUGAAGCGAAAGCCAGGAGGCACACCAUUAUCGUCUUCACUUGUAAGGACAAUUUGAAGGAUGGGUCGCUGGAGGAGUACGUUAAAAGCAACUCACCUGUUCAGGACUUGGUUCAGUGCUUUGGUGGUCGAUACUGUGCUUUCAACAACAAGGCAACUAAGGAUGAGCAGGACGCCCAGGUGAAGGCGCUCCUCUGCAAGGUCGAGGAUUUGGUGGAAAACGAAGGACCAUUUGUGGUGAACUUAAGGGAUGAAGACAGUAGAUUCCAGGGUUCUGCGAAUGAAGAGACAUCUCAGAGGAAGGACCAUCCACGUGAGCCCCUGCGCAUUAUCCUCAUGGGGAAGAGCGGGACUGGGAAGAGUGCCAGUGGGAACACCAUCCUCAGGAAGACAGAGUUCCACUCUCAGCUAAAAGCACAGCCGGUCACCACAAGCUGCCAGAAAGCAUCCCGGGAAUGGAAGGGGAGAGAGCUUCUCGUUGUUGACACCCCAGGGCUCUUUGACACCAAGGAGACCCAGGACAAAACCUGCAAGGAAAUCAGCCGAUGUGUCCUCGCCUCCUGUCCUGGGCCUCACGCCAUCAUCUUGGUCCUGAAGCUGGGCCGCUGCACAGAGGAAGAGCAGAAAACCGUGGCGUUGGUCAAGACUCUGUUUGGGAAAGCAGCCAUGAACUAUAUGAUCAUCUUAUUCACUGGCAAAGAGGAUCUGGAGGACCAGAGCCUAAGCAAUUUUCUGGACAGUUCGGAUGGAAACCUACGAAGCCUCCUACAGGAGUGUGGAGACCGCUGCUGUGCUUUCAGUAACAGCAAAAAGACAGAGCAGGCUGAGAAGGAAGCUCAGGUGCAGGAGCUGGUGGAGCUGAUAGACAAGAUGGUGCAGAACAACCGAGGAGCUUACUUUUUUGACCCCAUUUACAAGGACAUAGACCAAAAGCUGAGACAGAAAGAGGAAGACUUGAUGAAAAGCUAUACUGAUACAUUUAACAUGCAAAUUGAACAAAGGCUGAGGUUCAUCCUGGUGGGAAAAUCCGGGAGCGGGAAAAGCGCCACGGGAAACAGCAUCCUCGGGAGGAGAGUGUUCGAGUCCAAGCUCAGCGCUCGCCCGGUGACCCAGGCCUUCCAGCAGGGGCGCCUCGCGUGGGCAGGGAGGGAGCUGAAGGUCGUAGACACCCUGGACAUCCUGUCCCGCUGGGCGGCGCCGCGGGGGACCCCUCAGGGCGUUGGCGAGGCCAGCGCCCGCUCCCUGCCGGAGCCGCACGCCGUGCUCCUGGUGACACAGCUCGGCCGGUUCACCGAGGAGGACCAGCAGGUGCCCAGGCGCCUCGAGGAGGUGUUGCCCCGCACCGUCCUGGUGUUCACGCGGAACGAAGACCUGGACGGCGGCUUGCUGGGGACAUUCCUGCGGGAGACCGACAACCGAGUGCUGGCCGAGCUGGACGCAGUCUGCGCGCAGCGACACUGUGGCUUCAACAACAAGGGGGACGGAGCCGAGCUGGAGGCCCAGCUGAGGGAGCUCAUGGGGCACAUCGAAGGGGUCCUGUGGGAGCACGAGGGCCGCGCCUACAGCCUCCCGGCUGCCCCUCACCCCCGCGCCGCGCCCCGUGAGAGCUGGGGCCUCUGGCCGCCCGUUUCCGAGGAGGGGCGCGGGGACCAGGCCUGGCUGCGGGGCCUGCGCCGCAUCCUGAAGGAGCCCGAGCAAGCUGGAGGCCAGCUCCCGCCGAGCGCGCCCAUCUGA